Molecule: messenger RNA, 3125 nt
Organism: Tachysurus vachellii
Lineage: Eukaryota; Metazoa; Chordata; Actinopteri; Siluriformes; Bagridae
Exons: 10
Coding region: 248-1255 (335 amino acids)
Biological process (GO): regulation of apoptotic process; innate immune response; inflammatory response
Source: RefSeq, a predicted model, not a curated record
UUUUUCUCACUGUAUUUUAUCUAACCUUACUUUUCUCUCUGUUGCUUUACACAGACCUUUUUUCAAAGAAUCUACAUAUAGGUAUAAAACAAAUUUCAUAAAAUCUUCACAGUUUUAUUUACUUUCACAGACUGAAAUAAGUGGAGAUUUAGGAAUUCAGGUCUUCAUUCCAGAACUAGUUGAAAACUAUGCUGGGAAUAAGAACAAAGAUGAAUAUAGGUUCCUCUGCCAUCAUGCUGGUCAGUUUAUGUGCAAAUUGACCAAUCUUGUGUUUGAGAUGGAUGGGAAAGGGGAAGUGCUGUACAGAAUAGUGUCCUGGGACAGCAGUUACUUGGAUGGACUAGGACAACUGCAGCCUGCAGGACCUUUGUACAGUAUCGCCUGCCAUGAAGGCUCUAUCCGUCAUCUGCAUCUACCACAUUGUGAGAUCUGUACAGAUGAGGUUAAAUUGAAUGCAGCACAUGUGACUGGUGGUAAUGUGGAACUUAUUCAGCCACUAAAAGUAACAAACACACAUGUCAUCAUAGACAUUCAAGGUCUCUCCUUAUACGGCCUCUUGAAAUAUAUCUCCCUAAAAUAUCCCGUCAAAGCCCAAGUGAUUUUGUUCUAUAAAAAAAAAUAUGGAGAUUCCGGGAUGAGUAAACUGCAUAUACAUCUUUUGCCAGGCAAUGUGCCAGUUGAAGAGGUGCACAAACAGCAUAGGAGCAUGACAUACAUUGAGACAAGCUCCAAAUGUAAACUGACUUCUGGCAAAAAAUACAGGCCAUGUUGUAAAGAUACUGACCAUGAAUAUGUCUUACAACCCACGAUUGAGAAGUUUGAUUGUGACUAUGGCCCAAACUAUCAUCCUACAUUUGAGAUGUUAUGUAAAACUGAGGUUGAUAAAGUCACUGUAGGUCUUUUGGAUAAAAAUAACCAGGAAGUUUGGGAGCCCCGUUUGGUCUUGCUUGCAGGUACAGAUGCAGCCACACCCACACCCACAUCAGAUACCACAGGUGCUGACUUUAUGGAUCGACACAUGGACCAGCUCAUUCAGAGAGUUUCUUCGGUAAUGGAGAUAGCAGACUGUUUAAAAAGCAAGAUGAUGAUUACUGAUGAAAAGUACAAUAAAAUUCAUGCAGCAUCAACAUCAUGUGAGCAAAUGAGGCUCCUGUACAGUUGUCUCAAUGCAGGAGGAAGAGUUGUGAAAGCAGAAGCCUAUAAAGUCCUUAAGGAGAAAGAGCCUCACUUAGUGGAUGAAUUGAGUCUGGAUUGAUCCUCCCAAUUUUAAUUGUAUAGACAUUAAGAUGUUUGAUAUACAUUUUUAUGAUUGGGUUUUUAAUUUGUUAUACAGUAUUUCCUAAAAGUUAAGAGUAUAUCUUAUAUGUAGAACAGCAUCAGAAAUGCAUUUAUUGUAUUAUUUUGCACUCCAGUGGUUUGAUGUUAUGCAAGUUGCACCACAUAUUGACAUAUCUUCUACAUUGCAUAAUUUAAUAGCAUUAUCUCAAUCUAUAAACUGAGAAAGGUUCAUGUGGAUAUGUGUAUCCUUAAUGUUUACAUUAACCCUCCUGUUUUCCUUACCUGAAUUCCUAUGCAAAUUAGGAGCACCGAGUCAACUUGACCUUGUCUGUUUUGACUGCUUAUAAAAAAUGAAGUAUAUAUGAUAGCCUUUUAUUAGUCUAAAUUGUUUCCAACAUAUUAACAUAUAUUUUGCAAAAAAAAAUAAUAAUAUUUGGUAUAAUAAACCUUAUUUAUAUACAAACAUGCCUCAUUUUUUAGUAAAAAAAAAAAAACAGAAAUUUUGAAUUAUUUUUACUACAGAGGCACGAAAGUUGAUGCGCAAUUACAGGCUGGUAUAUUUCAAAGCCAGGAGAUUGUUUUGAAACCAUUUUGACUAUUUUUAAUGUCAGCAAAUAAUAAAACCUGUUUUUUUCCAGGUCAAAUUGACUUGAAUGCUUAUAAAUCAAAAAUUAUACAAUUAUCACCAUUCUGUGUGAUCAGCCUUACAUUUGGUACAUUUGUGUGUGCGUGUGUGUAGCAUCAUUUCGGUAGAUCAUAUUUUGCCCUCUGCUAGGCAAAGGCAUAUCAAAAGUGUGAAAUAUUUACAAAUAUGUAGCUUUUUUUUUCCUGGAGGCCUAAUGAAAUGCAAUGCCCUAUUUGUGUGUGUGCAUGUGAGUGUGUGUUUUGGGUGCAUGUGUUAGUGGACAUUUUAUGUGUGAAUUUUUGUGCCUGUAUGUAUGUUCAUUGCGCUGGAAAUGUGUGACCUAUUGCCCCACUAAAUGUGGCCGGGUCCAACUGACCCUGGAGGAUCCAAAACGCAAAUAUAUAGUGGUCCGAACAUAGUUCAAUGAAAAUAGACAAAAUUAAUUUUUAGUCUAUAGUUUAAUCUAUAAAAAACCUAAAAAAACAAGUCUAUAGUUUUAACAGGGGUUUAUAGUUUUAUCAUCCAUUAUAACUUGAAAUGCUCACUUGUUUUGUGCCACUGUGACCAAAGACAAAUGGUCAGAAUACUUGCAGUGUUUUUUAUUAUAAUCUCUGUGUGACUGCUGAUUAGAUGGGCAUCUAAAAGCAAACACAAUGAGGAUGGCAAGGGCUACAAAAAGGAAAAGAAAGCCAGUGCUACAGUAUAUGAACCAUUACUAUGUAUACCAUUAAGUACUUUAUACUAGUGUUUAAGAAAUAAAACUUCAGUCAGUAUGUUUCAGUAUGUGUCUGUUUUAAAUUUAUUUUUUCUUAGUUGUAUUUUUAGAAACUUGCUUGAAGAUAGAAAGGAAAAAACUAAACUGCUUGUAUGAGCUAUUUGUUUAUUUUUGUUUGUGUAAUGUUAAAAUUUAGUUUAUUUGUUAAGUAGUUUAUUUUUUUGUCUUUUUUGUUCAUUUAUGUUAAUUAGAAUAUGUUUACUUUUCUUAUUAUUCUUCUAAUUUGAUUGGUUAGUAUUUCUUUUCUAUUGGGUUAGGCCAUGUGCACCUAGGGGAUAAAAAGGGUUUAGUUGUGUCAGCCCAGAAUGCACCUGGGUGGGCCUAUGUUUUUUUUUUGUUUUUGUUUUUUUUUAAACCAGUUUUGUCAAGCCAGUUGGGCACAAGGAGCAGGAGAUGCAAAAUUGUUUGUUUGCCUGCAAAUCCUUUAAUAAAGCUCACCAAACAUGU